Messenger RNA from Doryrhamphus excisus (bluestripe pipefish), 3052 nucleotides. RefSeq names its product nfe2 like bZIP transcription factor 3 (gene nfe2l3). The record is from RefSeq and is a predicted model, not a curated record. NCBI's taxonomy places the organism in Eukaryota, Metazoa, Chordata, Actinopteri, Syngnathiformes, Syngnathidae. Gene Ontology annotation, molecular function: RNA polymerase II cis-regulatory region sequence-specific DNA binding; DNA-binding transcription factor activity, RNA polymerase II-specific. Gene Ontology annotation, cellular component: nucleus. Gene Ontology annotation, biological process: regulation of transcription by RNA polymerase II.
GUCCAAUCAGCUCAUCAAUGCCGUGCCCCAAUCUGUGUUUGGUAUGCAAAUUGUGCAAGUUCCUUCUCUUGGUUAUCCGCAUUGAGCUUAACCGAUACCUCACUUUAUGUUACAUUAAUGACGUCUGGCGACUUUUGAUACUUAAAGAUCUCACAGAACGACACCCGGUCUACUACAAGGGAUUGAAAGGUAGCGUUUCCGCUAUGUUUGUUCCACGAGUAUUCCGGUAACUGGUCAUAAAGCUGUUAGCUAGUAGCCUAGCAUAGCGUAUGCUAGCCAGCGAGUUCGCCGGUACAGGCGGACCUCUUUGUCUGACAGGGGAAGGCGUGCUCUUUGUUAAGGCUUUUCCCUUUGUCCACUUGGAAAAGCGGAACUGUUAGGCCAGCAUUACAUAGUUAUCCACAGUGCUAACGUAUUUAGAAAAUGCAAGUCGCGAAAAAAUACUUCACAGAAGGCCUGAUUCAGUUGACCAUCUUGCUCAGUUUGGUUGGAGUUCGUGUGGACAUCGACAGCUACUUAAGCGGCUACUAUUCGCCGCUCAUUGAAAUUAACUUGGGUCCUAGCUCAGCCUACACCCAAACACCAUUCCACAAUUUGAGAGACACUCUUGGGGGAUACACCGUGCACCCUAAAUGCCCCGAAUUGGAUUAUUUCUUUGCGAGUCGCCGGCUGUUAGACGAGGUUAGGACGCUUGGUUCUCCGCGGUUUCCCACACAGUUGAACGCAUGGCUGGUGCACCAAGUGUCGGCCAUUGACAAGUCUGACAGUGGGCAGCCCUCAACGAGCACCAGCACAGACACCGACACAGACCUUGACAUCUCCGGGUUCGACCAAGCCAGUGAUGACGGUCAGCACCUACUUGACAGCGACCAAGAGCUACAGCCAACAUCUUCACCGGUGGGGCCAUGUGUAGCUGGAGUCAACAGGGUUAUAAAACAGGAGGAAGUUGACAUUAAAGAGGAGGAGGAAUCUGCUCCAGUCACUCAACUGGCACUCAGUUCCACUCUUGAACAAGAGAGUGUGUUUGAAGGCAUCACUUCACUGUCAGACCCAGCACGACAGCCCCCUCCCACAACUGACUUUGAGCAGCACUGGAGCAGCUUUCUGUCAAUGCCUGUUGCUGACCUUGAAGACUUGGACUCCCUUGUUACUGAGCCUUUGUCAGACCUCGACACAGACGUCACAAGCGGCAUCAGCCUGGAUGCCACAUUGCUGGAUGCCAUGGUAACCAGCAGCAGCGCUUUUGAUGCCAGGCAGCAGCGUUCCUUAUUCCGACAGGAAUCCACCAGCUCCUCCCGCUCAGACGCUUCACCGGGGAUGGCUCUGGGUCUGGCAGCGCUACCCUUUGCAUCGGUGUGUAGUUUAACUGGCGGCGUGUCCUCGCAGAACUCGCUGGGCGACUGCCUGGACGAGGCCGUCUUUGACCAGAUCAAUCAACUGGGUUUGGAGGGCUUGGACACCAUUGACUCCCAGCUGAUGGGCACAUUGGGUGUCUUCCAACCACAUGUCCUUGAGGAUUUGGACUCUGACUCUGGUCUCUCUUUGGAGAGCAGCUCUGGCGGCCCAGUCUCCCCAGGCUCAUCUGAGAUGUCCUCGUCAUCGAGUUCAUACUGUGAAGAUGAAUGUGGAGCCACAGGCUACAGCAGCGAGGUGGAGUCGCUCCCAUCUAAAGGCAUUAUAGACCGUGAUGCCCUGUGGCCACCUGUGGAUGUGAGUGAGCGCGUGUGGCACGACCACAGCUACUCAUCUCCAGCCUUCUUCAACCAGCCCACAGUCACUCUCCCCCACAAAGGCAUCAAGGAGGAGCCCCUGAGUGAUGACGAAGGGCCUAGUCUAGAGGAGCAGGAACUGAGUCGAGACGAACUGCGUGCCCGCGCUAUGUGCAUCCCGUUUUCCGUCCUGCAAAUCGUCAACAUGCCCGUGGAUGAGUUCCUGGACAUCGUCGACGGGCACGGCUUCUCCCCUGAGCAGGUGACCCUCCUCAGGGAUAUCCGACGGCGGGGGAAGAACAAGUUGGCUGCGCAGAACUGCCGCAAACGCAAACUAGAUGCCAUCACGGGGCUUCAGGAGGAGGUGGAGCGACUUCAAGCUCAAAGGGACACGCUGCUGUGGGAGAAGCAAAUCACGGCCAAGACGAUGGGGGCCGUGGGGCAGCAGAUACAACAGCUCACCAGAGACGUCCUCGCUCGGCUCAGAGAUGAUUCAGGACAGCCCCUGAACCCAGACAGAUUCACCCUGCAGUGCGGGACCAAUGGGAGGGUCGUAGUUCAGCCUGUAAGAAGGCCUGCUGUCUCCACAUCGCGCAGCAAUAAAACGGACAAGAGAAAGAAGGGCAAAAAGCAGUGAUGCAGUAUUUCUUGCUUAAUCCUAAGCCUUUUUUUGGUGGACUUUCUUGCCUUUCUCUGGCUGCGGGAUCUCCUCUUACGGAGACUCUUAAGUGUGUGUGUGUGUGUGUUUUGAACCACUGCUGUUGGGAGUCUAAACCAGCUAAAGCUGCCAAAAAAAUAAAACACACAAAAAGAGUAAAUGGAAAAGUAGAUCAAGAUGACGUGAGGAAAACAAAUGUAGCUUACACACUGGACAUCCUUUUUCCUUUGAGAUGGACACCUGGGGUGUUGAAAAGAACAACUUUAUGUGAUGCAACGUCUCUUUACUUGCCUGUAAACUUUCAGAUUAAUCACAUUAAUCAGAAAUCUAUCAGGCGUGUUUAUGCAUCAGCAUGGCCAGCGAAGAUAUUGUUGGAGUCUUGUUAGUUUUAUUGUAUCCUCCCAAUGUACCUACAAUACAAGCAGGUGGUUAAAAGCUGUAUUUAUUGAUCAAAGUUCCUGAAAUGCUUAUUAUAUGCAUCAAAAACUGUCAAUGACAGUGUAUUUUUCUUUCCAUUAUAGCAACUUUAUCCUAAAGUGACAAACGGAACAUUACGCAUCUAAGGUUUACAGAUUUAUUUCAAAUGUUUGAAAGUGUAUCGCUGUGUAGAAGUUUAAAUGAAUGGAUUGUGUUCUUGUGUCUUGAUGACAUACAGUAUACCAAUGAUUAAACUGACAAGGCCUUA